Messenger RNA from Chaetura pelagica (chimney swift), 933 nucleotides. RefSeq names its product family with sequence similarity 86, member A (gene EEF2KMT). The transcript has 7 exons. Bases 1 to 933 code for a protein of 310 amino acids. NCBI's taxonomy places the organism in Eukaryota, Metazoa, Chordata, Aves, Apodiformes, Apodidae. The record is from RefSeq and is a predicted model, not a curated record.
AUGAAGAUCAACAACUCCAACUCCCUGCUCAUCAGGAGGUGCCCCAGGUCCGUGGGGCCAACCAUCCUGCACCCCCUGUGUGUGAGGUACCCCCCUUCCACCAGGUACAGAAGGUGCUUUCUGACCCAACUCAUCAAAAAGCACGAAUCCACGGCAGCAGAGCCCCUGGACGAGCUGUACGAGGCACUGGCAGGUGUUUUAUGUGAGGAGGAAUCUACUCACUGCUACAAAAACUACUUGUUGCCCGGGGGAGCGUGUGUGACCCUCGUGGAGAGCCUGGCCAUGAUCUCUGGGGGCACCACGGGGCUGGUCACCUGGGAUGCAGCUCUUCACCUCGCCGGGUGGGCCAUGGAGCACAGGGAGCUCUUCAGUGACAGGACAGUCUUGGAAUUAGGAAGUGGGAUUGGCUUCACUGGAAUUGCCAUCUGUAAAACCUGCAGUCCCAGGACAUACAUCUUCAGUGACUGUCACCCCUGGGUGCUCAAGCAGCUGAGAGAAAACAUCCAUUUGAAUGGCUUGGUCUUGGAGCCUGAAGCUUCUGGUCACAGCCCAGUUGAGCUCCAGGGCCUGGAGGCAGGAGCAGCCAACAACCAGAAACCACAAGUAGUUGUUGCAGAGCUUGACUGGGGCUCAGUGACAGAAAAACAGCUGGUGGGUCUUCAGCCUGACGUCGUCAUUGCAGCAGAUGUGGUGUAUGACCCAGAGGUAACCUCAGCCCUCAUUGCCAUGCUACAAAAGCUCCCUCCUUCCCAAGCAGCCAGAACUCCUGAGGUCUAUGUUGCCUUCACCAUUCGGAACCAGGACACGUAUCUCCUCUUCCAGGCUCAACUUGACAAGGCCGGGAUUGGAUGGCAGAUCAUUCCAGCCCACAGCAACACUGGUGCUCUCUAUGAUGUGCAGCCAAACGUAACUAUUCUACAGCUGUUUAUAUAG